AUGAAACCGGCGCAAGACAUGAAUGCAGAUGAAGUGUUCCUCAAACAAGCGGCAGAAGCUAUAGUGGUAACCUCAUCGAGCUCCACCAGUUCGGACCCCAUAAUACAGGAACUAUUACAGAGGAUCCGACGGUCCAGCCCACUGAAUUCUGUCAUACAAGAGAAUGGUUCGAACGUUGAAGCGACAGAAAAUAUGGCCAAGGGACUCAUAAGAGACUCAGAAGCGCAGACAAAAAAUUUUGGAAGCAGUGAACAACACAGAGAAGGCAUGCAGCUUUAUAGCUGUGCGAAAUGUCAGCUAAAGUUCAGCAGAAGUUCGGACUUGAGAAGGCAUGAGAAAGUGCAUUCGCUGGUACUGCCGCAUAUCUGUUCAAAUUGUGGCAAAGGGUUCGCCAGAAAAGAUGCUCUAAAAAGGCAUUCCAAUACAUUGACCUGUCAAAGAAACAGAAAGAAACUGUGUGAAGGCUCAGAUGUCGAUGUCGAUGAACUCAUUAAGGAUGCGAUAAAGAACGGUACAGGCCUACUGUGA
Saccharomyces eubayanus is the source of this 528-nucleotide messenger RNA. It is a transcript of the gene MET31, whose product is annotated as Met31p. Gene Ontology annotation, molecular function: DNA-binding transcription factor activity, RNA polymerase II-specific; RNA polymerase II cis-regulatory region sequence-specific DNA binding. The transcript has a single exon. Gene Ontology annotation, biological process: regulation of DNA-templated transcription. Lineage: Eukaryota; Fungi; Ascomycota; Saccharomycetes; Saccharomycetales; Saccharomycetaceae. The record is from RefSeq and is a predicted model, not a curated record. The coding region runs from base 1 to 528 and encodes 175 amino acids.